Molecule: messenger RNA, 3903 nt
Organism: Exophiala mesophila
Lineage: Eukaryota; Fungi; Ascomycota; Eurotiomycetes; Chaetothyriales; Herpotrichiellaceae
Exons: 2
Coding region: 688-3336 (882 amino acids)
Biological process (GO): intracellular signal transduction; peptidyl-serine phosphorylation
Molecular function (GO): ATP binding; protein serine/threonine kinase activity
Source: RefSeq, a predicted model, not a curated record
CUUGCCUUGCUGUCUCCAAGCCUCUGACCGUUGACCUCUCACCUCUCACCUCUCACCUUUAACCUUUGAACCUGUCAUCUCUGAUCCGACCUCUUACCUCCAACCUUUACCAUCCCAGUCAUUUCUGCCACUUCCCCCAUUCACCAUCCACCAUCCACGUCAACUUCCACCUCGAACACCCUCAACCCAUAUGCAAACAUCCACAUCCAUAAUUCUCGGCGUCCUUCCUCAUCGUCGUCCUUCUUUUUCACCCGUCAUCAUAGUGCAACACCCGUUCCACUAUCGUUCCACUUCCACAUCGUCCUUUCGACCUCUCUCGCCUGCGGCCUGUGAAUGCCACUUCGCCAUCUCGCGCUAAUCCGUCCAGGGUGUCUGAAACCAACGCCCAUCCUCGCUACCACCGCAAUCACCUCUGCCUUUUCCUCGCCAUCUCAGCCCGUUCUCCCAUUCUACCGCCUCGACGUCCCUAUCUAUCCAUCGACCUGUGUGCUGCAACUAUUGUGCCGCAGCCAUGAAGCAUCAGAUACUUCUACGUCCAUCUCCAACAUAAGUCCGACUUCCAGACAGUCGUCUGUCCGGCACGUGUUCCUCUACCCUGAAGCAUCGCCUAUUCUACAACCUCUUACUCGACCUUGACUACCCUCGAGCUCUCCGCGGGACCUUGCCUCCCGAAUCACCACAUCAGUCAUGGCCGACCUCUCUCUUGGUCCCUUGAGGAUCGCCAACCCCGACGAUGGAUCCCCCGAACCUCCUCGUCAAGUUGGCUCUACCUCCAACCUCCCACGAGUCUCGCCCAUGGUCGAUCCUCCCUCCUCUUACGACGGCACAACCUCUUCCAGGCCCGAUUAUAUCUCCUCUGUCCCAAGACGACCAGAUAGUCCUGUCUCUCCACUGGAACCCCCUCCCGAAGAAUUCUCUCCUGCAUCGACCGUCCCAUCCUCCUCACCAACCAAUUCACCACUUAACAACCUAGAUCCUUCGAGCAUGAUUCAAAAUGGUCGGUUAUCAGACCGACCGGCCCCGCGACAGAACAUUCCCUACACAUACCAAGAUCAGCAACAAUCACAAUUUCCCCAAUAUCAGCCCAUGCCCCCUCAAGCCCAAGACCAAAGAUCUGUCAGACCGGCCUCGACAUAUUACAUGCAGAUGCCCGUCAACGGAUCAAAUGGCAACAACCUGUCGAGACAAGGCUCCUACCGAGUCCGUAGUGAUGGCUCGGGGUCCACGGGGUUUCCUCAGCGAUCUUCGUCCAAAAGAUCGGCCAUGUCUGGCAUGGGCGAUGUGGCGGGCGUCCCCUCGCGCGAUGAUGCCCACACCGAACGGUCUUACGGCCAAGGUUUGUAUACCACGGGUAAUGCGCCUCUCCCACCCCGAAGAAGUUCUCGGGGAAUGCCUCCGAGCCGUAUUGGCACGAACCCCGGGGGCAACACUCCCCUCUCCACCACGCCUAAAUCUAUUCAUACCCCCCUCUCCGGCUCGCCCUAUAACAUCGAGGACCGACCACUAGCCAGUGCAGAUGAUUGGCAAGAAAGAGGCGCAGCCAUGGGCAUCAAGAGAGAGUACGACUCUGAAGGCCGGCAAGUGCUCAAGGCUGUUAAAAAGGGGGUUAAGGAUUUCAAUUUCGGUCAGACCUUGGGUGAGGGUUCUUAUAGCACAGUCCUUGCCGCCCAAGAUCGCCAAAGUGGAAAGGACUAUGCCAUCAAGGUCUUGGACAAAAGGCAUAUCAUCAAGGAGAAAAAGGUCAAGUAUGUCAACAUCGAAAAGGACACGCUCAACCGACUGACUGACCACCCUGGUGUGGUUCGGUUGUAUUAUACAUUCCAGGAUGAAAGAUCCUUGUACUUCGUGCUCGAUUUGUGUGCUGGCGGCGAACUGCUGGGCGUCUUGAAAAGAAUGUCCACCUUUGACGAGGAGUGUACGCGCUUCUACGCCGCUCAGAUUCUCGACACAAUCGAGUAUAUGCACUCUCGAGGCGUCAUCCACCGAGACUUGAAACCCGAGAAUCUUCUCCUGGACGAAAACCGCCACAUCAAAGUGACCGACUUUGGAACCGCAAAGCUACUCUCGGACCUGAGGGACUCCGACGGUCGGACGGUCGGCUUCGAGCCAGACUCAACCUCGAACGAAAACCGGGCCAACUCCUUUGUCGGCACAGCCGAAUACGUGAGCCCCGAGCUCUUGACUGACAAGUUUGCCUGCAAAGCCAGUGAUCUGUGGGCUUUUGGCUGUAUUGUAUAUCAGUUACUCGCCGGGCGCCCGCCUUUCAAGGCGGUCAACGACUAUCAUACUUUUCAAAAGAUUGUGGGACUCGACUAUGAAUUUCCUCGCGGAUUUCCCGAGAAGGCUAAAGAUUUGGUGGAGAGAUUAUUGGUUCUGGACCCUCAGAGGCGGUUGUCUUUGGAACACGCGAAGAAUCACCCUUUCUUUGCCGGCAUACAAUGGGGCCGCGGCCUUUGGCAGCAAGCGGCCCCACGACUCAAGCCGUACGUCCCUGCGCCGCAGCCCCCGAUCAAGCUCAACGGGAGCGGCGCCGUUGACAACUAUCCCCCCAAUAUCUCUUCAGGCCAUAGCACUCAUCCCACCAUGCUGCCACCCAAUAACCAGAAACCCCAUCCACGAGUAAUCACCGAAUUGCCACCCCCGAGUCAACUGGACAUUGAAUGGUCGCCCGUAUUGACGAGAAAUAACGAGAGGAUUCUCAAGCUUGGGAAUCUGUCCGUCGUGUCGACACCGAACCCGCACAGCCCACACGGGCAUGAAGGCGGUGGAAAGCUGUCGCGACUGUUUGGAGUGAGCACCACGAAGAAACGACAGAGGCUGGUCAUGGUCACGUCAAGCGCACGAAUCAUCAUUGCAGCGGCGGGAGGGGAGGAGAAGCGGUCCAAAUCGGAGAUCUCUCUUCUAUCGCCCGAUACGGGCUUCCACAGCGCCACUGAUGCCAAGGGGGUGACUCAGUGGUUUGUGAACACUCGAGACAAGCAAUACGUCUUUGAGGACUCGAACGCCAAAUCAGGAGAGCAGAUGGCCACGGCAACAUCGGCGCAAGAGUGGCUAGAUGCCCUGGUGCGAGCACGCGAGAUCGCAAUGUCGCUCCAGGCUCAGAGCUCGAAUCAGAAUUAUUCCAAUGACGAUUCCUUGAAUUUGUCGUCAUCCGGGCUGUCCAGUCACGCCAGUACGAUUGAUCGAUCCACAGACCUCAGUCCCCAUUCGGGGGGACAUGGCCUCUCGCAAAGAGGCAUUCUACAUAAACAGAACUCGGUUGACGGGGAAUCCAUGAAAGGAAGGAAAAGAUUCAGUAAACGGCAAUCCAAGAGUGGACUGACGGCUGUUUUUUAGACGAGACCAGAGGCGGGUCAACAGGAACGUCUCGGAAAGGAGGAAUUGAGGUGAUGGGCAGGCAUUCAUCCAGGAAAAACUGACAGAGAAACCAUUUAUUUGGGUCACAAGAGAAGGGGUUGCAGUUUGAGAUUUUGGCAUAGCCAUGCGUUGCAUUGCGAAAGUGAGAUUUGAGCGAACAAGAGCAACGUGUCAUUGUAUGUUCGGACCGCUGCUACUGCUGCUGUUUGGUGUGGAGGUUGAUUUGGGAGACGGAUAUAUAUGGUGUUGUGUUGUUAGACGAUGGUGUCGCUGUCUCGGUUUGGCCCAUCAAGGGUCUGGAGCAAAGCGACACAACAAAAAAUUACAGCGUGCCUUGAGUUGGCCCAUAGGUGGGAUCAUGAUCGGGACCAGAAUCUAUUCCUUGACACUCCCGAGUUGGUCAAUUGUUCAAUGAGUGGAAUCUUUCCUAGUGAGGGGGUGAGUGAUGGUCAUUGAUAUUAUUGACUUGCGGCUGGUCGGCUGGUGGAGUACUUAUCCCCAGACAAGCACGGACCACACGAAAAGCCCACAAUCAGUUGUUAUCCG